ACGCGCUGACGUCGACGCGCUGAUACCUUAUUCUUAGCUCGUGUUCCCAGUCUCUAGGAUGGCCCGUGUCCAGCGGCAGGAGUAGGGGUGGCGUGGUUCUUCAAUUUCGCGUCGGUUGCGGUUUUUUCUUUUUUCUUUUUAAGUUGCGGUGGUAUAAAAGUCGGAAUCUGGAAAGGGGCCGCCACAACUCGUUUUCUUUUCUCCAAGUUUGCGACUCCCCGGUCCAAGAUGGACAAAGUCUGUGCUGUUUUUGGAGGCUCCCGGGGCAUUGGCAGGGCAGUGGCCCAGUUAAUGGCCCAGAAAGGCUACCGACUGGCCAUCAUCGCCAGAAAUCUGGAAGUGGCCAAAGCCGCCGCCGCUGAUCUCGGCGGUGGUCAUUUGGCAGUUAGCUGUGAUGUUGCCAAAGAACAUGAUGUUCAAAAUGCAUUUGAAGAGAUAGAGAAAAACUUAGGUCCCGUUAAUUUCUUGGUGAAUGCAGCUGGAAUUAACAGGGAUAACCUCUUAGUAAGAACUACAACUGAAGACAUGAUAUCUCAGCUUCAUACUAACCUUUUGGGUUCCAUGCUGACCUGUAAAGCUGCCAUGAGAACCAUGAUUCGACAACAGAGAGGAUCUAUUGUUAAUGUAGGAAGUGUGAUCGGUUUGAAAGGCAACAUUGGCCAGUGUGCGUACAGUGCCAGUAAAGGAGGGUUGGUUGGAUUUUCCUGCGCUCUCGCCAAAGAAGUAGCGAGAAAGAAAAUUCGAGUGAAUGUAGUUGCACCAGGAUUUGUUCGUACAGAUAUGACGAAAGGCAUGAAAGAAGAACAUUUCAAGAAAAGUAUUCCUCUUGGGAGAUUUGGAGAACCUAUUGAUGUGGCACACGCGGUUCUGUUUCUUUUAGAAUCACCAUAUAUUACAGGGCACGUUCUGGUGGUGGAUGGGGGAUUACAACUCAGGAUGUAAUUUACAGAUCACUAAAUUAUAAUGAUGAUGUAAAUCAGGGGUACACUUUAUUGGUUAGACAAUCAUAUUUACAUGGGUGGCAUUUGCUAGUAAAAUGCAUUCUUGCUACAAAUGUUGAUUUUCAUCUUUGUAUGUUUAUAUCCGAAAAGAAAAUGUUUGACCAAUUGUGUUUUCUAAAUGGUAUGUAUCCUAUAGACUGUUGCAAUUUUAAUAUAUAGACAUUUUCCAGAUGAUAUAAAUAGGUACUAUAUUACCUUUAUUUUUGUCUCAAAAGUGGAAAAAUUAUACAGUUUAAUUUUUAUGAGUUUAUUAUAUUGGGCUGAAUUCUCUAGAAGUUAAACUUGUGGGCCAUUGCCAAAAAAUAAGAGUAUUUAUAGGGCAUUUGUUAGUUGUAGUACUUUAGCAACCCUGCUAAAGUUAAACAUUGUAUUCUUUUUCCUAUAUCUAGAUGAUCAGUUUUCAUACAGUUUGAAAAAACAAACAAACCAGUAUUGAUUUGAUACAGAUAUGAAUUUAGAGUCUGUUUUUUUUCCAGUGACAUUACCCCCAAUUGAGCAGCUGGACAAAAUAGUCUACAAACAUAUGUGUGGUACAGUCGAUCCAUUUUAUAGAAAUUCAUUAUGAUGAUGAGCAUUUACUCUUAUCUUAAGGUUUAAUAUCUGCUAAAUUGAUAAUCUUAUCAACUCAGGAAGUGGAAGUUGUGUUUUUUUUAUCUACAAAUCAUUCAGUACAGCAAACUACUUAAAAAUAGUAUAAAAAUAAUAUUUUAACAAUGAAGAAUAUUUUGAAUAUGAUUCUUAUCGUAUAAUUUUAGAUAGUAUGCUUAAUUACUUAUGAACAGUCAUAAAUGAUGAAUAUGCAGUAACAAUGGAUUGGAUGUCUUUACAAGGAACAAAACAUUAGUUUUAAAAGAAAAUAUUUGCCUGAGAAUAGAGGUAAAUACACAAACUGAAAGCCAACUAUCAGGCAACAUCUAUUUUGCAUUGAACUGUUUUGUGGGGAAUAGUGUGAUAUUUUAGUGUCACUAGAUUCAUGUUGAUUUUUAUGAAUUAAAUUAAAAUGUUUAAAAUAUUUACUGCAUUUAAAAAAUUAUCCUAGUUAUACGUUUGUUGAGGCUGAACAUUUUAUUUUAUGGAAACUGGUUUAAUUUUACAUUGAAAGUCAGUGCAAAACCUUAAAUAGGAUAUAGAAAUAAAUGCGAAGUAAUUAAAAUAAAAAAUAAAAAAUAAUGAAAGUAAAUCUGUUUUAAAUUAAGAUUGCUGAUUUCUUAAAAAUUACUUUAGAAUUUAUCUUUGAAAUAAUCUUCUUUACUUCCAUGAGUACAUUUUGAAUUUGAGAAAGUCAAGUGUGAACAUUGUCUACUAAGUGCAAGCAUGGUCAUUUACAGACCUUACCAGGCACUGCCAGUUCUAGGCGCGUAUAGGGAAUGCUGCAUUGAAGACGGUUUCGCGUGGGGCAGCUGAUGCGUCUGGGCUAGGGGAGUGCAUGCAGUCAGAGCAGGCCGUUUUUGUAAUGCUGUCUCCCCGGCAGGCCUUGGGCUGCCUGCACCUCUUCAUUUGGACAUCCUCUCAGGCUUGAAUCCCUCCUCUGGACACUUGACCUUCUGCUAUUACCAGUGAGGAUGAUUGGGCACGUGAUUAGGAAGAAAGCAACACGUUUCGUGAAACUGAUGACACUAAGAUGUAGGUUACAGAUAGGGUUAGGGUUAACCGUGUGUCUGUUUACAUUAAAAAUGUAACCACCCUUUCCUCCAUCCCCUAUCGAGCUGCUCGUGUGAUAUGGGGAGAAAUCUUGAAAGUGGUAAAAUAAGCUUUCAGUGUCUCACUCCAGGUGAGUUUUCC
This is a messenger RNA of Pteronotus mesoamericanus, 2783 nucleotides long. RefSeq names its product carbonyl reductase 4 (gene CBR4). Bases 229 to 942 code for a protein of 237 amino acids. The record is from RefSeq and is a predicted model, not a curated record. The transcript is spliced from 5 exons. Gene Ontology annotation, molecular function: oxidoreductase activity, acting on the CH-OH group of donors, NAD or NADP as acceptor. NCBI's taxonomy places the organism in Eukaryota, Metazoa, Chordata, Mammalia, Chiroptera, Mormoopidae.